Molecule: messenger RNA, 1722 nt
Organism: Talaromyces atroroseus
Lineage: Eukaryota; Fungi; Ascomycota; Eurotiomycetes; Eurotiales; Trichocomaceae
Exons: 1
Coding region: 1-1722 (573 amino acids)
Biological process (GO): microtubule-based movement
Source: RefSeq, a predicted model, not a curated record
AUGGCAACAACCGACUCGCGACACGCAAGCAAGUCUUCCAUCUCAGCGCUAGAGGCAGCACGAGCACGAAUUCGCAAGGAUGAUCAAUCCUUUGAGCCGCGAACGCCACCUCCUCUCCGCAAUCGGUCGAUAGUCUCAUCAUUCGGAUCCUCGUCCUCGCCGCUCUCGUCGUUCCGAAACGAAGAAGAUGCUAUCAUACUUGAACUGGGAGCUCGCUCGCUGCGUGCGGGAUUUGAGGGCGACAGUGCACCAAUGUGUACGGUAGGCUUUGGGCCAGAGGAGUCAAGGAAAGCUGGAGAUUAUCGAGGAUUUCUCAGAUCAAAGGGACCGGGAAAUACCCCAGAUCCCUUGGAUGCAGAGGAGUGGGUUAAAAGCUACGAAUUGUGGCGUAUGGACUUGAGGGAGGUAGAUCUAGGCCUGGUGGAAGACAAGGUUGAACGCGCAAUCCGUGAUGUGUAUAACAAUUAUCUACUGACAGACGCGGGAAAUGCGCGUCUUGUCCUGGUCCUGCCGUCCGUCAUGCCACACCCACUUCUAUCAGUUAUCCUUGGAACGCUCUUCAACCGUUGGAGAUUCCCAUCCAUCACGCUUCUGCCAUCUGCUACAAUGGUAGCUGCCGCUGCAGGGGUGCGCGCAGCUUUGGUUGUUGAUUUGGGCUGGGGUGAAAGCACUGUUACCGCCAUCUACGAAUACAGAGAUAUGGGUACGAAACGAAGCACUCGAGCAAUGAAGCCCCUCAUGCAACAAAUGGGGCAAAUAUUAUCAAAUUUAGAAGAUGCUUCCGAUCAAAAAGAAUCAAAGCGUGUCGGUAAUAAAAUAUUUACCAAUUUUGAUUACUGCGAGGAAGUUGUCAGCCGGUUUGCUUGGUGCAAGUGUGCUGCAGACGACAGCGAGGAAGACUUGGACAGAAAUGUAGCCAUACCAUCGCCAUCCGAACCGGACUCAAGUUAUGUGCAGGUGCCAUUCUCUCACUUCACGAAGCCGGUUGAAGCCAAUUUCUUUGCCGAGGGUACUGACGAGCACGAGUUGGACGAUGAUGAGAAGCCAAUCCAUAUCCUGGUUUAUAAUGCUCUAUUGGAGCUGCCACCAGAUAUACGCGGCGCGUGUAUGUCCCGUAUUAUCUUUGUUGGUGGCGGCUCGAAGAUCCCUGGUAUUCGCCAACGCACACUGAAUAAUGUGAUGUCGCUCGUGGCGGAGCACGGAUGGGACGCGACCAGAGGCCGCGCCGUGGAGGAACAGAGGAAGAAAAUGCACGAACUUAGCAUUAGCAAAAAACGCAACUGUGGCACUUCAGUCAAAGGGGUUACUCAGACCACAGUGGCUGAUGCACAAGAUAACCCAGAAGAGGGAGCAGCAGAAGAAGAUGAAGAUGAAGAAAAAGAAGAAGGGAAAAAACAAAGUGUGGAAGAAGCAAGGGCAGCGGAAUCGGAGCUUGAUUUCGUGGAGCAAAAAGUCCGUCGCAAUCAAUCUCGGAAUAACAAGUCAUACAUUCACGGACAGUUUCGCCAGGUCGAAUCUCUAGGAGCUUGGGCUGGUGCAAGCCUUGUGACAAGCCUCAAGAUCAGAGGUCUGGUUGAGGUUGAGCGUGAGAAAUUCCUUCGGGAUGGGUUGGCAAGCGCCAGUCGAGAUGUGGAUGGUCACCAUAUAGCAGAUCGACGAUCCGGUAUUCGUUCUUCUGUCGUGAGUGAUCGGUCGAGCUGGACAUUGGCAGGUUGGGGAUGA